Quercus robur (English oak) is the source of this 1399-nucleotide messenger RNA. Its product is annotated as rhomboid-like protein 20. The coding region runs from base 143 to 1021 and encodes 292 amino acids. NCBI's taxonomy places the organism in Eukaryota, Viridiplantae, Streptophyta, Magnoliopsida, Fagales, Fagaceae. Gene Ontology annotation, cellular component: membrane. Gene Ontology annotation, molecular function: serine-type endopeptidase activity; protein binding. The record is from RefSeq and is a predicted model, not a curated record. The transcript has 8 exons.
CCAUUUCCAAAUAAACGGAAAAGAAAUCGAAGCCCAAAAAAAAGGGGUUGUAAAGGAAGUCGUCUGACUCGUCUCUAGCUUCUUCUUUUCUCUCUCUCUCUCUUUCUUGUGGUGAUCAUUGAGAAGAAAGAAGAAGAAGAAGAUGAACGGUGGUCCAUCUGGUUUCAACAAUGCUCCUGUUACAAGAGCCUUCAUUAUUGCCUCUGCCCUCUUCACCGUCUUCUUUGGGAUCCAAGGCCGUUCUGCUAAACUCGGUUUAUCAUAUUUGGAUAUUUUUGGGAAGCUUCGCAUUUGGAAGUUAAUUGCAUCAGUUUUUGCCUUUUCAUCUACACCAGAAUUGUUGUUUGGACUCUACUUGCUAUACUAUUUCAGGGUCUUUGAGAGGCAGAUAGGUUCCAAUAAGUACUCAGUCUUUAUCUUGUUCUCUAUAAUAGCUUCAUUACUCUUUGAGGUCCUUGCUCUAGCACUUCUUAAAGAUCCUGCUGUGAACCUGGUCACUUCUGGACCUUAUGGUCUUAUAUUUGCGUCAUUUGUACCAUUUUUCCUUGAUAUUCCAGUUUCGACAUGGUUUCGUGUAUUUGGUGUUCGCUUCUCUGACAAGUCUUUCAUCUAUCUGGCUGGUCUUCAGCUUCUUUUAUCGUCGUGGAAAAGAUCUAUCUUGCCAGGGAUAUGUGGGAUCCUAGCUGGUUCCUUGUAUCGUUUGAAUGUCUUUCGUAUUCGCAAGGCAAAGUUCCCAGAGUUUGUUACUUCAUUUUUUUCGCGGCUAUCUUGGCCAACCACAGGGAAUCCACCUUCAGCACCAACUAGGAAUAUUGUAGGAAAUGUACCAUCCUAUGCAGGUCGCCAAGUGGAGAGAAACUAUCCUUCUUCCAUGCCAUCUGCAAUAGAGCCACCCGAGGACUCCAUUGCUACACUUGUUUCCAUGGGCUUUGAUAGGAACUCAGCCCGACAGGCUCUUGUGCAUGCUAGAAAUGACAUCAAUGUGGCAACAAACAUUCUUCUUGAAGCGCAGUCACACUAAUUUUAGAGAAAUUGUUCUGUCAAAGGAAACCUAGAUUGUUUCGAAAUCAGACACAGAAUCUUAUCUAAUGCGGACAUGCUGGCCAAACAAAUUUGCCCAAUCUGGUGACAGGAUUGAUAUGUUUAAGAGAAAUCCAGUCAAGGCAUUUGGAAUAUCAUUCUUAGGGUUUCUCUCUUAAUCUUCUUGUUUUCUUGUUUUCUUUGUUAAUUUCUUUUUGUUCCCCUUUCAUUUUGGUUGUAUCUAUCAGUUUAAGUUGAGUAUCAUACAUUGAGGACAGAAUUAGGAGCAUGUAAAAUUGUUUCACUCCAUAUUGAGGACAUGCAUAUCCCGUUUAAUAGAAAAGAUAUGUAUGAGCCAUAUAUAGCUCUACUUAACUUU